Messenger RNA from Trematosphaeria pertusa, 1854 nucleotides. RefSeq lists its product as uncharacterized. The coding region runs from base 342 to 1634 and encodes 430 amino acids. Gene Ontology annotation, cellular component: cytoplasm. The transcript has a single exon. Lineage: Eukaryota; Fungi; Ascomycota; Dothideomycetes; Pleosporales; Trematosphaeriaceae. Gene Ontology annotation, biological process: protein transport. The record is from RefSeq and is a predicted model, not a curated record.
AGGAAAGAUGACGAAAUCUUUGAUGCGCAGCCUGUGGCUGUCGCGAAAGCUCAUUUUAAGAUGCCGCAGGGUUCGCUCUGGCGUCUAAGCCGCAACCGCGCCACUUCCUUUCCUCUGUCGCUAUUCGCUCACCACCCCGGAUAGGGCUGGGUAACCACAUGGGCAUUCCGUGCCGCAAACUGGGGCUUGGGUAAGCUAACGUUUGAGCAAUACAUAAAAUCUCCGUGAGAUCAAGUCUAGUCGUGCAUCCAAAAUCUACCGUGGUUUGUCUUCAGCCAAAUGCCCCAGACGUAGCAAAAACACCACCUUCCACGGGAUAUCUACAAAGAUACUUCAUCACCAUGGGCCUCUUCAAGCACAGCAAGCAGCCAUCAGCACCGCUCCCGGUCCUCUCACUCCAGCUCUCCACCCCGCAAGACAAGGUCUUCAAACCCAACGACACCGUCACAGGCCACGUCUCCCUCUCAACCCCCAUCCCCAUCAACCCGCAAGCCGUCGACGUAUCUCUCUGGGGCCACUCAUCAGUAUGGCUGCGCACAAGCCACCACAACACCACCCACGACGACCACAGGCACACCGACUACACACACUACCGGGACAACGCGCCUCUCUUCGCCGUGACCUCGAAUCUCCUGCAGCACGCGCAGACCCUGCAGCCCGGCCAGAACUACACCUUCCCGUUCAGCUUCCGGGUCCCCCAGGGCACAGGGCUUAACAGAAUGGGCUGCUAUAAAAUGGACACGGACGACCGCUGGACCGCGCAACCGCAUCUUCUCCCCCCGACCUUCUUCUGGGGCUCCAGGCCCGACGACCCAGAUAACGCGAGCAUCUCCUACGGCAUCACCGCGCGCCUCAUCUGCCCCGGGAUCAGCGCAGGAAAGCACAACAACAACCAAGACCCGCUCUCCGCCACCACACCCAUCCUCUUCCAGCCCCUUAACCCGCACCUCAACGCGCCCCUCAGCGUAGUCCGCUACCCCAAGCGCCUAACCCUCUCCUCAUCCUCCCUCACCGGCCAGGACCCCGCAUCCCUCGGCCUCCGCCAAAAGCUGUCCGACCGCUUCUCCAAGGACACGCCAAAGCUAGACUUCGAGGCCGCCAUCGAGCUGCCCGACCUGCUGACCGCCGGCGCGGAGUUCCGCUUCCGCACCGCCUUCGCCGUGCUCGAGAAGAGCGCGAACGUGGUCGCGGUGCCGGCGAUCACGUUCCGGGUGCUGAAGCUCGAGCUACUGGAUUUCACGUUUAUCCGCGCGCCGUGCGAUCGGGAGGCGAAUAGCAUGAUGGGCGGGUACCACUACAAGACCCCUGAGAACGCGGUUAAUGGCGUGUAUUCCGGCCAGGAAGAUACUGUCUAUAGGGAGAAGAAGACGCUGCUGAAUGCUGUGCCGGGCGAGACGACGGUGGUGCUGGAGGAGGUACUCGCGAGUGAGGGUGACGAGAAGAAGACGGAGCAGGCGCGCAGCUGCCAGGUUUGGUUUACAAGUCGCGUGCCCGGGUUCACGCCGCCGAGCUUUAGGAGCUUUGCGAUUUCGCGGAACUAUAGGGUGAGGGCGAAGCUUCAGGUGGAGAUUGGAGGGAAGAAGUUUGAGGUGGAGGCGGAGAGUCAUGUUGGGGCGUUGGGAAGUGCGGCGUGAGGAGGGAAUGCAGCGGCGAGAUUAGUUAGAUGAAGCAGCGCGAAGGUCGAGGGGAUAUCGGGCUGCUGCCUAGGUAUGAAUGUCAUGAUAGGGUAUGAGCAACUCAUGGCGGCUUAGGCGUUCGCGGAGCAUGUAUGGUGCUAGAGAUUCCCCGGAUUUUAUAUUAGCGUCUAGUUUUUUACCGGGAUAGAGGACGAUGGCAUAAGCGGGCGAAGGCGGU